AUGUCUUCUGUAACUCCAUACACGAUCGCUGUCCCAGACGAGCAACUCCAGCGGCUCCACCAGAAGCUGGAACACGCAUCAUUCCCCGAUGAGCUCGAUGCCUCGGGCUGGGAUAUGGGUGUUCCCCUCAAUGAAAUCAAGAGACUUGUCACUGUCUGGCGUGACAGUUUUGACUGGCGUGCGCAAGAAACCAAAUUGAACGAGCAAUUCGAGCAUGUCAAUGUUAAAGUGGGAGUAGAUGGGUUCGGGAAGCUUGAUAUACAUGCCGUGCAUCACCGCAGCGAGAACCCCAAUGCGAUUCCAUUGCUGUUUAUUCAUGGAUGGCCAGGAAGCUUCCUUGAAGCAACCAAGCUGAUCCCGCUGCUCACUCAAGACAACGAGGAUAGCCCAGUCUUCGACAUUGUGGCACCCUCAUUGCCCAAUUUCGGUUUCUCACAGGGAGUCAACAAGAGAGGCUUCGGACUAGCCCAAUACGCCGAAACCCUCCACAAAGUAAUGACAACGCUAGGCUACGAAGAAUACGCAAUCCAAGGUGGCGACUGGGGCAGCAUGAUAGCACGCAGCAUAGCCCAAUUCUACCCAGAACACACGCAAGCAAUCCACCUAAACUUCAUCCCCGUCAUCCCACCUUACCCCUGGCGAAGUCCCUACCAAUUCCUAAAAUCACUCCUAUCAGUCCCCUUCUCAGCGAGAGACCGCAACUUCAUUGCCAAGUCAGUGGGGUAUUUCACCCGCGAAAAUGCGUACAUGAAAGUGCAAGAGACCCGGCCCCAGACACUGGGGUAUGGGCUUCAUGACAGUCCUGUUGGCUUGCUCGCUUGGAUUUAUGAUAAGAUGCAUUCCUGGUCGGAUGGAUAUCCCUGGACUGAUGAGGAGAUUUUGACUUGGGUGAGUAUUUAUUACUUUUCUACUGCUGGGCCGAUGGCGUCGACGAGGAUAUAUUAUGAGGCUUCGGCGCCGAAGCGGGAUGAUGAACAGACCGAGGGGGAAGGUGAGGAUGAUAAGCUGGAAAAGGUGGAUUCGAGGUAUAUUUCACUUUGGCAGGUAUUUGGGGCGAGGGCUCCGCAGAAUGUGCGCUUUGCUGUGGCGCAGUUUGCAGAGGAACUAAUUAUGUUUCCUUUUGCUUGGUAUCGGUCUAUUGGAAAUGUGGUUAGGGAGACGGAGUAUGACCAUGGUGGUCAUUUCGCUGCCUGGGAGGUGCCAGAGUUGCUGGCGGCUGAUUUGAAGGCAUUCCUGGGUAUGGAUGGACCGGCCUACGGAGCUGUGGCGGGCAGGGAUGGCUAUUGA
Molecule: messenger RNA, 1287 nt
Organism: Penicillium antarcticum
Lineage: Eukaryota; Fungi; Ascomycota; Eurotiomycetes; Eurotiales; Aspergillaceae
Product: epoxide hydrolase
Exons: 4
Coding region: 1-1287 (428 amino acids)
Biological process (GO): epoxide metabolic process
Molecular function (GO): epoxide hydrolase activity
Source: RefSeq, a predicted model, not a curated record